This is a messenger RNA of Megalobrama amblycephala (Wuchang bream), 1951 nucleotides long. RefSeq lists its product as uncharacterized. Bases 482 to 1132 code for a protein of 216 amino acids. The transcript is spliced from 4 exons. The record is from RefSeq and is a predicted model, not a curated record. NCBI's taxonomy places the organism in Eukaryota, Metazoa, Chordata, Actinopteri, Cypriniformes, Xenocyprididae.
CACUCCCUCCCCUUCUAGUAGUCUCCAAAUAGGGGCUCAGACUUUUAGGUUAGCAAACUUUGUUGGAAGAAGUGAAAAGAAGUUGGCUGAUUGUGUGCUCCACUUCUCUGCCUUUGAAUGGCAAAGCACAGAACCGAGCUUUGAACAUUUGACCAGACACAUGGCUCUAACUUGUGACAUGGCAGAAGAUUCUGAACCCAAAGUUCUCACUCUGUGAAAAAGAGCUGCUGUCUUCCCUUGAAGACAGAUAUCGCAUUUCACAUGUUUCCAGAUGUUGAGAGGAGUGUUGGGACGCCCUGGAGUAGACACGACAUUGAAAGAAAUUGUAUGAGGUCAGAGCUUUGCAACAGUGGUGAUUGUGUGGAAAAGCUCUGUCCAGCUUUGAGAGGCUCAAGAGGGACCUUACAUUUCUCAUCGCUUGAGUUCUCAUCCAUCACUCCGUCAAGUCCCAGGUCAUAGAGGUUAUUACCUCUUCUGGGUCAUGAUGAGGCUGCACUCAACACUGGGCACUUGGCUCUUCACACUCCUAGUGAUCCCAGUCUACUGCCAGAGUGGUGAUGAUGGAGAGUGGGGAUCAGGUGACGUCUCCGGGCCUGUGGUCACUGGCAACUCCUCUGCUUCAGUCUUCCAUGCAGCCGGGGAUGAGCCAGACAGAACCGGGCCACUUUUACAAACCCUGCCAGAGACGGAAGGUGGCGACUGUUAUGUCAACUUCCACACCAGCCAAGUCAUGUCAAGGCGGUUACGAGCUUUCAGAGAGGAAGUUGCUUAUCUAAAGGCUCUUCAACAUGGGAACCAGGCAGUGAUGGAGAAUCUGGUCCAGUUUGUAGGAGCAGAAAUGGGAGAUCAACGCUAUGAGGAGGUGAUCCAAGAGAACAUUGUUGGAAUCAGGGAGGAUCAUGUGAGCUGUGAGAGUGUGGUGACAAAAGCAACAGAGGAGAUGGAGAGUCAGCUGCAGGGAGACACACAAGACACUUCGGCUGGAAUUCAGAAAAUAAAAGAGGAGUCCCUUGCCUUUGAAGAAAUGCUGCGUACCGCGUCAGCCAUUGCCACUCGACUGGAGAGUUCCUCAAGAGCCCUGCACGUGGAGAUGAUCGAACAGCUGAGGAAGAACACGAGACAGCCGCGCUAAAACCAAAUGACCCAGUGGGAAGCCGUCCAACCUGGAAAAAUAGCUAAAGUGUCACUUCUAUUUAUGUCCACAAUGUUUUAAUAACAGUGAUACCAUGUCAUCACUUUAAACAGUCUAUAUGUGUUAUCUCCCGUCCUUACAUUGUUUUUUUAUGAAACAGCCUUAUUAUCAGAGGACUGAAACUCAGACUAUAUUUUUCCUCUCUUGUCCGAUGUUCAUUUGUGAGCCAUAAUGAAAACAUAAUGGCUUUGUGUACAAGGAUAUUGAAAAAAUGAUAUUGGCAGUGAGGUGACAUCUUAAAAGAAUAUUUUCUUUCCAAGUACAGACAACCCUGCAGCUAUGGUCUGGCUGUCUUGGCGCUAGGGAGCAGAUGGUGAAAAGACUGUAUGAGGGUCUGGAAAACAACAAGCAUGAACUCAUAUACAUUGGAAACAGAGAAAGCAAGGCGGAGAAAGAAAAAGGGAAAAAAAGAUAUGGCAAUGAUGUCACCGAGGAAUAAAUGAAAACGUGACUUGGCAGCUUAGAGCCAGAAUCUAAAGAAACAGAUGAAGAAAGAAUCCGAAAUCUUUGCAACUGAAGAAUGUUAAUUUUCAGUGUAUUCCUCUAAUAGUCAGUUGUGGUCGCUUUUGCUGUAUGUGUAUUUUGACGCAAUUUUGAGUAUAUGCUAGUGUUUGUAUGUUCAGAUAGAGCCUGUGUGAAUGAAUGAAUUUCAGUGACAUGAAAUAACCUUUUAUACUUAAAAACUAUUGAUGCUAGUCAUUCUUUAUGUGCCAUUGUUUAAUAUGAUAUUCACAUAAAUUCAACUUUGUGUUAAAAGAA